Molecule: messenger RNA, 2027 nt
Organism: Asparagus officinalis (garden asparagus)
Lineage: Eukaryota; Viridiplantae; Streptophyta; Magnoliopsida; Asparagales; Asparagaceae
Product: vacuolar protein 8
Exons: 2
Coding region: 266-1969 (567 amino acids)
Molecular function (GO): protein binding
Source: RefSeq, a predicted model, not a curated record
ACCUUCGUAUCCCCCCCAACAAACUUUUCAAUCAUAAAUUUCAACACCCGAACCACAGUCUGCUACUGUAUCUUGUAAAUAUUCCGAAAAAGUACUACCACUACUGUUACCUUACACUUGUCCCUAACCGUUACCCACCAAUUCCAAGGCCAUUCUUGUAAUUAUCAUCAACUAUCAGAGAAUUCAGUUACCACAAAAUGUCCCUUUGCUGAUACUAAGAUAAAGAGCUUCAGAUUUUUGUUGCAGGUUUGGGGCUCUCGCAGAAAUGAAAGAAGAGGAAGAAGAAGGGGAUUCCAGCCUCCAGCAAGCUUCUGCUCUUAUUGAUGCUCUAAUAUCAUCCAGUUACUCAGUCCCAUCCUUUGCGGGCAAAUGGCAAUCAAUCAGAGAGAAGCUUGGGAAGCUCAACUCCGGGCUCAGCCCGGUCGAUACCAGUUCGAAGGGAAUCCCAGAGCUUGACAUCCUUCUGCAAUCCUUAAUUGCAACGGUGAACCAGACCCAGUUGCUCUCUGAUGACUGCAGCAAUGAAUCCUACAGAGGAGGUAAGCUUCGACUAAGAAGCGAUCUUGAUAUGAUCAUAGCCAAACUCAAUCUCCAUAUCAAACAUCUUGAUGAAAUUUAUGCUUCUGGGAUUUUAACACGCUCUAGAGCUAUUAUACUCUCUAAGCCAGGAGCUGCUGCUACUCGCGAAGACAUGAGGCUCUAUGCAAAAGAUCUGUUUUCGAGAUUGAGGAUCGGAGGAUUGGAGUUGAGGGUCCGAGCUUUGGCUGAGCUUAAUGACAUUCUUUCAGUUGAUGAGAAGUACGUCAAGAUUGUGGCGACCGAGGUUGAUGAUGGUAUAAGCAUUUUGAUUACUCUUCUUGAAUUAGUGGAUUUGGGUAUUCAAGAAGAGGCGUUGGAGGCGGUUUUGAUGAUUGCAGGGUUUGAAUCUUAUAGAGGAAAUCUAGCCAUCUGUGGAAUUAUUGGGCCUUUGGUUAGGUUAUUGGAGUCUGGAAGCGAACUGGGGAAAUUAAGGGCCGGUAAAAUUUUACAGAGAAUGACACAUAAUUCUGAUAACUCUUGGUCAGUCUCUGGUCAAGGAGGUGUUAAUACUCUUCUCAAGAUUUGUAGCAGCGUCAAUAGUAGCAAAGAAUUGGUUGUUUUGGCCUGUGGAAUUCUAAGAAAUAUUAGUGUUGUUGUUGAAAUUAAGAGAUUUAUGGUGGAUGAAGGUGCAAUUUCAGUAUUUGCGAAUCUUGUUAGCUCAAAGGAAGAGGCAAUCCAAAUACAGGCUAUAGAGUUUUUAGCCUACUUGGCUUAUGAAGAUGAAGCUAUCAAGCAAAAAUUGAUUAGAGAAAGAGUUAUUGAGUCACUCGUUCACGUCUUAGACCCAAAUUCUUCUUACUCAUCGAAAACAAGGGAGGUCGUUCUUCGUGCAAUUGAGAGUUGCUGCUUCUCAUCUACAAAUGUUGUAAAUAUUCUGAUGAGCUCCGGAUAUGUCAAUAAACUCCUGUUUUUUCUACGGAAUGGAGAAAUUUCAAUACAAGAAUCGGCUCUUAAGGCUACAUCAAAACUAUCUGGUGUUUCAGAGGAAGCUAGAAGAGUGAUGGGUGAUUUAGGCUUUAUGCCAGAGCUUGUGAAAUUACUCGAUACAAAAUCUUUUGAGGUCCGAGAAAUGGCAGCAGAGUCUCUCUGUAACUUGAUUUCAAUCCAAAAGAAUCGGAAAAAGUUCGUUCAAGAAGAUCACAAUGUUAGUAAAAUACUUCAGUUGCUUAAUCCAGAAGAGGAGAAGCCAGUGGCAACCAAGAAGCUAUUGCUAUCGGCUCUAUUGGCCUUAACUGAGAGCAACAGUUGCAGGAGGAAGAUUGUGGCAUCUGGAUAUAUCAAAAAUGUCGAAAAGCUCGCAGAAAAUGAUGUGUUUGAGGCCAAGAAGAUCAUGAAGAAGCUUUCUACCAAUAGAUUUCGAUCUAUACUCAAUGGUAUUUGGAGUACUUGAGUUUGAUUCAUGUUGUUGUUAACUGUUGCACAUAUGUUUUGUGCUUUGGCUUUGUUAA